AUGCCUUCCCACGAGCCUGAGAAGGGCGACAAAGUCUCCUGGCAAUGGGGCGGUGGCGCGCCCGGCGGCGAAGUGGCGGAGAAGAAGAAGGAAGGCGAGAUCGCCAUCAAGUCGCACCGCGGCAACACCAUCAAGAAGAACGCGAGCCCCGAUAACCCGGCCGUGCAUGUGAAGCGCAGUGGGAACGACGUGGUGAAGAGGGCGAAUGAGCUCAAUGUCGAGAAGAAGGCUGCUGGUGGUGGUGGCGGCGGGAACAAGAGUUCAGGUGGGGGAAAGAGGAAGAAGAACGAGGCUGAGGAUAAGGAUGAGGUGGCGGAGAAUGGUGGGUUGGAGGUCAAUGAUGAGGGGAAGGAGGUGAAGCCUGGUGGGAAGGCGGAGAGUGGAAAGAGCGCGGCGGCGAACAAGAAGCAGAAGUCGGAUGCUGCUGGUAAGCAGGACGCGAAAGAUGACAAGGAGGUCAAUGGGGAUGCGAAGAAGGCUGCGCCCAAGAAGAGUGGAGGCAGUGGUGAGGGCGCGAAGAAGGGUAAGCAGGACAAGGAGACGAAGCCGGCCAAGGCUAGAGAGGAAGGCGGUGUCAGUGCGAGGACGAGAAGUCGCGCGAAGUAA
Messenger RNA from Cyphellophora europaea CBS 101466, 606 nucleotides. RefSeq lists its product as uncharacterized. The transcript is spliced from 2 exons. The record is from RefSeq and is a predicted model, not a curated record. NCBI's taxonomy places the organism in Eukaryota, Fungi, Ascomycota, Eurotiomycetes, Chaetothyriales, Cyphellophoraceae. The coding region runs from base 1 to 606 and encodes 201 amino acids.